AUGUCGUCCUCUUCACAGACGCCGGAGAGCUGGAUCAGCGCCUUUUGUAGUUUGGUCGGCCACGAAUAUUUCGCGGAGGUGUCGGAGGACUUCGUAGAAGAUGACUUUAACCUGACUGGCCUACAGAGCCAGGUGCCGAUGUACAAGGAGGCACUGGAGAUGAUACUGGACGUGGAGCCGGAGGACGGUACUGAGGACGAAGAGGAAGAAGAGGAAGAGGAAGAGGAAGACGACGAUGAUAUGCAGCAAGACGGUGAUCGAAGCUAUCGCCGAGCAGACGCAGCCGAACGGCGGCACCUGCGGAUGGCAAGCGAUUUGAGUGUGAUUGAGAGCUCGGCGGAGAUGCUAUAUGGCCUCAUACAUCAGCGCUUUAUUACGAGUCGACAAGGCAUACAGCAGAUGGCGGAAAAGUACGAGCUCGGCCACUUCGGGCACUGCCCGCGUGUGUAUUGUCACGGCGCCAAAGUUUUACCAGUGGGAUGCUCGGACAUACCUGGCCAAGAAACUGUGAAGCUGUUUUGCCCGAGCUGUCUGGACGUCUACACGCCGCCUAACAGUCGGUUUCAGACCGUCGACGGCGCCUUCUUCGGCACCACGUUUGGCUGUCUGUUCUUCAUGACCUUCCCAGAACUGGAAGUUGGCGGACAGAAACCGUCAAGUUCAGCGCAAACCACCGACCCACUCGUAUCAGGCCAAUCUCCUCAACCAGAGAGUAUUAACGGCAUAGCGCCCAAAAACCUCGCACCCGGCUUAGGGCAAGGAAACAUCUACGAACCCCGAAUAUACGGCUUCCGCGUUUCGGAGUUCGCGAAGACCGGGCCGCGCAUGAAGUGGCUACGAGGCCGACCUACAGAUGUCACCGAGCUGGACGAGUGCAAAGUCUGGACACAGAGUCAAGCACUACAUGCAGCAGCCGAGGGUCUUGCACCUCCGGACGCGGCGGACUUGGCUGAUUCCGAAAUGGCGGACGACAACGUCGAAGCGGAUGAGGGCGAGGAGGAGGAGGAGGAUAUGGAUGUCAAUGAUGGAGAGGGAGCGCCGAGUGGGACGGCACAGAAUGCUAUGUUUGCGAGUCUACCGCAGCAGGACGUCACGGCAAGGAGGAAACCGAGUCGGAGGCGCGGGCAUGACGUCGCUCUCACUAACGGUGAGGGCGGCGGGACGGCGUUGAGUGUGGGUGGGGCUGGGUGA
Baudoinia panamericana UAMH 10762 is the source of this 1191-nucleotide messenger RNA. RefSeq lists its product as uncharacterized. The transcript has 2 exons. Gene Ontology annotation, molecular function: protein kinase regulator activity. The coding region runs from base 1 to 1191 and encodes 396 amino acids. The record is from RefSeq and is a predicted model, not a curated record. NCBI's taxonomy places the organism in Eukaryota, Fungi, Ascomycota, Dothideomycetes, Mycosphaerellales, Teratosphaeriaceae. Gene Ontology annotation, cellular component: protein kinase CK2 complex; cytoplasm.